GAGCUGAAGAUGCGGCGGGGCUGGAAGAUGGCUCUGUCCGCGGGGCUGCGGUGCUGCCGCCGGGUACUUUCCUGGGUGCCAGUGCUCGUCAUCGUCCUCGUCGUGCUCUGGUCUUACUAUGCCUACGUCUUUGAGCUCUGCCUGGUCACUGUUUUGAGCCCAGCAGAAAAAGUUAUCUACCUCAUAUUCUACCAUGCCAUCUUUGUGUUCUUUACCUGGACCUACUGGAAGUCUAUUUUUACACUCCCUCAACAGCCAAAUCAGAAGUUUUAUUUAUCCUAUACAGACAAGGAACGCUAUGAAAAUGAAGAGAGACCUGAGGUCCAAAAGCAGAUGCUCAUUGAUAUUGCCAAGAAGCUACCAGUUUACACAAGGACCGGAAGUGGAGCUGUAAGAUUCUGUGACCAGUGCCAUUUGAUCAAGCCAGACCGCUGCCACCACUGCUCUGUCUGUGCUAUGUGUGUUUUAAAAAUGGACCAUCACUGCCCUUGGGUUAAUAAUUGCAUUGGAUUUUCCAACUAUAAAUUCUUCCUUCAGUUCUUAGGUUAUUCUGUUCUCUACUGCCUGUACAUUGCUACAACAGUCUUCAGCUAUUUCAUCAAAUACUGGAGAGGGGAAUUACCCAGUGUUCGCUCUAAGUUCCAUGUCCUUUUUCUCCUAUUUGUGGCCUGCAUGUUUUUUGUCAGCCUUGUGAUUCUCUUUAGUUACCAUUGUUGGCUUGUCAGCAGAAACAAAACCACCUUAGAGGCCUUCUGUACUCCAGUGUUUAUAAGUGGUCCAAAGAAAAAUGCGUUCAACCUUGGCUUCAUCAAAAAUAUCCAGCAGGUGUUUGGAGACAACAAGAAGUUCUGGUUAAUACCUAUUGGGUCCAGCCCUGGUGAUGGACACUCCUUCCCUAUGAGGUGCAUGAGUGAAUCACAGAACCCACUGCUAGCAAAUGAAGAAAACUGGGGAGACAAUGAUUAUGACAACCCAGGUAAGUAG
Molecule: messenger RNA, 984 nt
Organism: Eptesicus fuscus (big brown bat)
Lineage: Eukaryota; Metazoa; Chordata; Mammalia; Chiroptera; Vespertilionidae
Gene: ZDHHC15
Product: zinc finger DHHC-type palmitoyltransferase 15
Exons: 10
Coding region: 10-984 (324 amino acids)
Biological process (GO): peptidyl-L-cysteine S-palmitoylation; protein targeting to membrane; synaptic vesicle maturation
Cellular component (GO): Golgi apparatus; endoplasmic reticulum
Molecular function (GO): protein-cysteine S-palmitoyltransferase activity
Source: RefSeq, a predicted model, not a curated record